Messenger RNA from Monopterus albus (swamp eel), 2533 nucleotides. It is a transcript of the gene ubl3a, whose product is annotated as ubiquitin-like 3a. The transcript is spliced from 5 exons. Gene Ontology annotation, molecular function: protein binding. Bases 631 to 987 code for a protein of 118 amino acids. The record is from RefSeq and is a predicted model, not a curated record. NCBI's taxonomy places the organism in Eukaryota, Metazoa, Chordata, Actinopteri, Synbranchiformes, Synbranchidae.
UUGCCAUUAGUUCAGAGUCGGGAUGACAGCUGAACGGUCGUAAAGGUAUAGCAACGCAGUCUGUAACAACAACCUUAAUAAAGUCCCGUUUUACAAAGCACGACCGACAGAUUUAACCGUGUGAGGCGUUUUUGUACCAACCGACCGACGUGUUUGUUGACGGUAACCGUUACGUUUGUUUUUUCGUAUUUACACCAAGAAAGAAAAAGAUCCGUAUCCGGAUGUACCAGCGGCGUUGGGUUUUUCGUAUGGCGUAGGAACAUUUUUAAAGCAGGACAUUCUUGAUGUUUGGAGGAUCAAACAAGGCCCUCGGGUCGACAGCUUAUUCGACUAACAUUACAUAUAAUUUAAAAUCGACCAAUUUUUGGUGGAGAAUGAUCGUCGAAAUGGUUGUGCAAUAGAGAGGAAGAAGCGUUGUAGCACGUCUCGACUACCUCAGUGUUGAGACUGUGGAGAGACAGCGAGUCACCUGGGAUAAGUUGUGUUUUUGUUUCCUGCUCUAAACCUCCACGACGUGUUUUUCAGAGCCCGUGAGAGCUAUUACAGGGGAGGCGAAAAGAAGUCAUUGUCUUGUGUUUGUCUGUGUGUGUGCGCGUUUAAACCCCUCUGAACAUCCGGAAAACCUUUACGAUGACGGGCAGCAACACCCCAGCGGACAUGAUAAACUUGAGGCUUAUUUUAGUCAGCGGGAAGACGAAAGAAUUCCUCUUCUCUCCCAACGACUCAGCUGCAGAUAUUGCCAAACACGUCUAUGACAACUGGCCGAUGGACUGGGAGGAAGAGCAGGUCAGUAGCCCAAACAUACUGAGGCUGAUCUACCAGGGACGUUUUCUACAUGGCAACGUAACACUAGGAGCUCUCAAACUGCCUUUGGGGAAGACCACAGUGAUGCAUUUAGUUGCCAGAGAGACUUUGCCUGAGCCAAAUUCCCAAGGUCAGAGGAAUAGGGAGAAGACCAGGGAGAGUAACUGCUGUGUCAUUCUGUAAAUACACACCUCCGCUGCCGGCCCUCUGUCCUUCUCAUCCGUUCCCACCCUCGGUGAACUUGUCCUAUGUCCUGGAGUCUGUCCACAAUGUGCAUAUGCAUACAGACAAGCACACAGAGUCUCCUCCUCUUGUUUUUUCCAUUGUCUCACACAUACAUAAAAAGACAACAGGCUUAGGCUGAUCCAGGGCACAGAACAGGGAGCAGGAAAUUGAUUAUCGAUACAGUUGAUUCCUUUGUUCUACUUGAUUUGUUGUCAUUACUGAAAAUUAGGGGAAGGAGCUGGAUUUGCAUCUGACCUUUCUUACUUUCCUAAUGCACACCUUUUUAAACCCUCUGCCAUACACACACACAUCAGACACACACCCAUCAUCUUCAGCUGGUCUGUUAAAAGCCAGUUUCUAACUGGCUUCUCAUUCUAGCUGGUUAUCUGUAGUUGUCUGUGUGGCCUUGUUUUGCCACACUGAGAAUUUAAACCACUAACUCACCAACACACAUUCUCAUACACACACACACCCUGUCUACACGUCCAACCAUAUGUGCUUGUGUGAUCUCCCUCAGUGCAGCAGACGAAGCUUAGAUGUGUUUGAUCAGAGAACUCAAACUAGGGGACACACACACAUAUACACGCACACAUGCCUGUGUCCGUUUUACUGCCCUUCUCUACGUGUGCCCGUAAGGGUCACAAAAGAGAAAUUUUUCCUGUAGAGCUGUAGAGACCGAACACAUCCAGCUCUUUUCAGUUGUCAUAUUUGACCCAAACAAGGCCCAACAAACAGAUGAACAACCCAUGUUGUGGUCUUGUUUUGGUUAUUUGUUUGACCAUGACAUUUGUGACUGUGUUUUGACAGUCCCGGCAUAUUUCUGACCGACCAGUGUUGUGAUUAUUAAAACCUCACGUCAGUUUUCUUCCCAUUCCUCCCUCCCAGGACAGGCUUGUCAUGCUCCUGUUUUAACAGCAUUGUGAAGGAUCUUUCUGACCUUUGCUGUCCAAGCAGGGAAAUUAACUCAGAAUGGAAAUGUUUGUCUUAAUUCUCCUUAAUUCUCUCUCUCUGCAUUAAUAAGUGCAUUUUGCACAACAGAAGCAUGUGCUCCAUCAGAUUAAUAAAAAUGUAUAAAGGUUUUUGUGUUAUUUUAUAUUUUUUCAAUGGAAGUAAUGUUCCAAACCAAGGUAACAUGUGUAGAAUAUAUUUAAUAAGAAUCUUAUCUAGAACAUAAUGACUCUAGAUCUCGUUGAUAAGCAGUAUAUCGGUGUUUAGUCUACGAUUGUGUGUACGGUUAGCUUCUAGCCAGGUCACAGUCACCCGCUGACCAUGUCUUGUGCAUAACGGCAGCAAAACCUCCCUGAUCACUGAUGAUUUGUUUUCUUUCUUCUGUGCUCUUUUAUUACUUUUUCAUCUGUUUAUAAUUUAAUGUAAUCCUUUUUCUUUUGUCUUUUCUUUUAAAAAAAAUCACUUUGUAACAGCGCUAGAUCUUAAAAGAAAUAUUGUUUAUAUUGAUCAGGGUUUAAAUCUGUACAGAAAUAAACAUUUUCGAUUGUAAAUAGUA